This is a messenger RNA of Trypanosoma cruzi, 885 nucleotides long. RefSeq lists its product as uncharacterized. Bases 1 to 885 code for a protein of 294 amino acids. The record is from RefSeq and is a predicted model, not a curated record. The transcript has a single exon. NCBI's taxonomy places the organism in Eukaryota, Euglenozoa, Kinetoplastea, Trypanosomatida, Trypanosomatidae.
AUGAUAAAUUGUCUUUCCUAUAAUUUGAUGGCUCUCCUCACUCCCGCAAAUAUUGCUUUUAUUUUUAUUCCUCACCCGGUUAUCAGUGUUUUUUUUUCCCCUUUUGUUAACCGUGAGAGGGGGAGUGAAUUUUGUUCACCGCCAUUUUUCCAAGUGCGCCAAAAACUGGUAGGGUUGGAGGGGAUGCCCAGCAAGCGUCUUGUGCGGCAUGGUGCUCGGGGCUCGCAACAGGUGCACAUGAACAAGGUGAAGUUUGAUCCCUAUCGCUUCAAGGUAAAUGACCAGAAGCUCCCACCGGUUGUUUUAGCGUUCAUGACUAGUUUAUGCUGUCGACGCUGCUGCGACAUUUUGCAGUGGAAAGUGGAUUAUGGCAAGUACAUUCCUCUGGAACGUCAGCGGAAGUGCAACUGCUGUCAAGAAAGGACUGUGACCAUCGCUUAUCAUCAUAUCUGCCAGCGGUGCGCGACGGAAAGGGCACGUUGUGCAAAGUGCCAGAAACCCCCGACACUGGGGAAUUCAAUGACGGGCACAGAAAAUAGAGGUGAUGACACGAACGCCGAAGGCAACGCUAAUGCAGAUAUCAGGGAGCAGGAGGAAGAAGAGGAAGAGGAUGAGGCUGCAGAAGCCAUGUCGGCAGGAAUGCCAAAAGGCGAGUUGUCAGGUAAAUACGUCUUUGUGGACCAAGAGGACUCGGAUGAGGAGUUCUGGCCACUGCGAGGAUUAGACAUCCGACAGCUGAAGCAGCGGAAGAAGGAAUUAGCAAGGUUGCAAGAAAAGGAUCGUGUUUGUCGCUUGCGUGAACGUGAGCGACGAACAGUAUUGCGAGGAGCUUUAAGGGACCCUGGGGCUGACGAGGGAGCGGAUGACAGCGACGAGGAAAUCUGA